AUGUCUGAACCCCAAAGCAAAUCUGUCCACGAGCUGAUGAAGCCUGCCACUCCUACUACAGCUGAGCAAGUCAAUCAAGAAGAGCAGGUGCCCAUCACUUUACCUUCCUCUGAUAACAACGAUAACCAGACAGAGCAAACCACCACCACCACUACCACCACCAACGACACUACGACUGAAUUAAGUGGCGAUAUCAAGACAUUAAAAGACGCAUUCCCAGAUUUGGAUAUCGAUGUCAUUGAGACCAUCUUGGCAAGCCAAGGCGGCAACUUGGAUGCCGCGUUUGAAGUAUUACUUGGCAUGUCGGAUCCUUCUUACAAGCCUGAACCUGGACAAUCAGAGGGUAUGGAUCAGUUGAGACGAGACGAGGAGUAUGCAAGACGUUUAGCACGAGAAGGUGAUGCGCAUUACCCUCAGAACAAUACGCAACAACAACAAGCAGAGCAACCGUUGUUUAAUUUCCAAGAGGAAUUGCCUAUUAUCAAGGAAAAGGUGAUUGAAGCUGGUACAGCUGCCAAGAACAAGAUUAUGAGUCUAUACAACCAAUUCAUGGCUCCUGACCAAGCUCAACAACAGCAAGGACAAUCGUCGCAAGGAGGUAUCUUAGAAUCUGGUAUAGGUAAUUUAAGUCUGUCAGAUAACCAAGCAUCACCACAACAACAACAACAACAACAACGAUAUACAGCACCUUUGCCACAACAGCAAGCCAGGCCCUCUCCACCUACAGCCACAUCUGGUUCAGUGGAUCUAUACGAAUGGGACGGUAACAAGGCUCCACAAUCUCCUGUGCGCAAUCCCUUAUUAUCGCAAAGAAAAGAGUCUGCUACGUCUACACCUGCAGAACAAAUGCUCUCUGACGAAGAGUUUGCUAGACAAUUGGCCAGAGAGGAUGCUGAAGCUUCGUCUCAUGUUGCUACAUCAAAUGCUAUUACUACUACUACUCCUCCUCCUCCUCCUGCAACCACAACAGCCAAUGCCAAUACCACGGCUGCUACUGCUGCUAAUGUGCCUCCCACGACUACCACAUCAACUCAAAAUGCGAAAUCAAGCGCUAGCUCUGAUAACGAAGAAGUUACCUUUUCAGCGUUAGGCAAUGAAUCUGAAAAAGCAACUAAGCCUGGUUACACUCACACAGCAAAUGACGAUGAUGAUUUGGAUGAUCUUUUUGAUAAGCAAGAUUCCAGCUUGGAUCUCUCUGUAGAACCCAUUGAUUCUGUUGAUAAGGAAACUGCAAAGACCAGCAGUCAAAAGUAA
Molecule: messenger RNA, 1254 nt
Organism: Mucor velutinosus
Lineage: Eukaryota; Fungi; Mucoromycota; Mucoromycetes; Mucorales; Mucoraceae
Exons: 6
Coding region: 1-1254 (417 amino acids)
Biological process (GO): ubiquitin-dependent protein catabolic process
Cellular component (GO): cytoplasm
Molecular function (GO): ubiquitin conjugating enzyme binding; ubiquitin binding
Source: RefSeq, a predicted model, not a curated record